AUGAAGUACGUCGUCAUUUUUUGGUUAGUUGCUACUGUAGCAGCUCUACCAUCUACAGAGAAAGAUGCCCUUAUACAACUAGGCAAUGAUAGAGAUGGUGCCGAUGUUGCGGCUGGGCCAGGUAUAAAUCCCACAACGAUCGGAUCUUUUAAUCAGCAAUCGAAUAUUCAUAACCUCGAGAACCAAGAAAAGGAUACAGAGAAUCUUCACGAAAAAGAAAACGAAGAAGAAAGAUUUGAAGAAUCAGUUCAGCCAAAUCUAGUAAAUGGCGAAAAUCUAUAUACCAAUGCUGCCAUAGAGCCAGAACCAAUAGUUGCAAUACCUAGCCCGGUAUAUGAAGACGCAUAUGUACCUGUCCCAUUCAGACGGCCAUCCAUUUUCUCAGGAUUAUUUUCUUUUCUUCCUUCAUGGAUUACAUCGUUUCCCUCUAAAUGGCCUUUCAAAAAACCGAUUUUUAACCGAGCAUCUAUAUUAUAUCCAGAAUAUUAUCCUGAUGAUGAGAUUGAUCAAAUUAUUUUCUAG
Messenger RNA from Pieris macdunnoughi, 522 nucleotides. Lineage: Eukaryota; Metazoa; Arthropoda; Insecta; Lepidoptera; Pieridae. The record is from the annotation of a GenBank genome assembly.